Molecule: messenger RNA, 4426 nt
Organism: Chelmon rostratus (copperband butterflyfish)
Lineage: Eukaryota; Metazoa; Chordata; Actinopteri; Chaetodontiformes; Chaetodontidae
Gene: vit
Product: vitrin
Exons: 23
Coding region: 494-3004 (836 amino acids)
Biological process (GO): extracellular matrix organization; positive regulation of cell-substrate adhesion
Source: RefSeq, a predicted model, not a curated record
GCGGGUUGCAGAACAAAUAAGCAGGCUCUCUCUUAGAGAAAAGAUGCAGCUUGAAGUGUGAUGCAUAUAAAUUCAGGAGCGUACUGCAUUUGCUGGCUUUUUGUGUCAAAUAUACAGUGGGCUGCUGGCGCUGCUUUGGUGCUGGGUGCCAGGUCUCCGCAUCCUCUCCUGAUGGCCCCGGGUUACUGAUUCUCUUCUGCCUGGGUGAAGAGCGUGGUGCCUGAAGUGGGACGGGCAAAGAGGGGAAACUCUGGCCCCGUCCCGUUCUCCACUUUUAAUGAGCGCUCCGAUCAUGCAGGAGUAAAAUUUCAGGUGGAACAGCGCAGAGCUUGCACACACGCCCGCUCGUCCAAAAGUGCUUUUCAGUGAAAGAGUAAGGAUUCGCGAAAAGCUGCGCAGGGAAUUACUUUUUAGGAACGCCUGGAGGACUGUUUUACCUUCUCAGGUUGGGAGGUUAUACAAGGACAUCUGCCUGACCUGCUGAACCAGCAUCAUGAAGAGGGCAGCACUCACCAUCGUCUGCCUCGCGCUCCUCCUGUCCUGUGCUUGCUGGGCCAAGCCUAACGGAUCAAAGAACAAGAAACCAAAGCAAGUUGUUCCAGCCAUCGAGUGUGACGUCAGAGCAGGAAAGAUCAAUCUCCCGGAGUUCAUUGUCAAAUGUCCCGCUCACUGCAAGGAGACGAAGCAGCAGGUCUAUGGGACAGACGUGUUCGCCUCCAUCUCCAGCAUCUGCAACGCGGCCAUCCACAGUGGCAUCAUCACCAACGCAGGAGGAAAGGUGAUCGUGAGGAAGAUGGCCGGCCAGAACAUCUACAAAGGCAGCAAUUCCAAUGGAGUGCGCUCCCUGUCUCUCCCUAAGUGGAGGGAGUCGUUUGUUGUCUCAGUGGGGAAGCCCAAGAAAGGGGUAAUCUACCCAUCUACUCUGGACUACGUCCCUUCAAGACCAACCUACGUGAAGACAAGUCAAAAGGAGGCCAAAUCCCCCGCGGCCACCACGGCGCUGCCUACGACAGCAGCCCCUGAACCAUCCACAGCUACAACACCUGAACCCACUACCACCACCGCCACCACCACACUGGCUCCCACCACCACUACACCUCCACCACCCACUACCACCAAGGCUCGAGCUGCUGUCCAUAAAGUCAGGGAUGCAGGCAGCAGUCACCCAUACCUUGCCUCUGUAGCAGCCGCAAGUUCAAGACAGUCACAGAAUGGUCAAGGAAAGAGUUUCAGCCAAGUAUUCAGAGGAAGUGCCUAUCCGAAUAGAUUCCCACAGCGUGCCAGUGCAGGUAUGCGCAGACCAGAGGCAGGGUCGGCUAUCAGGAGGCAGCCAUCCUCUCCAGUUGGCCCAGCUUUUAACAGGGUUCAGCCAGCCCCACCCGAGCGGACUCCAACCAUGAGCCAGUCCAACCCCGCUUUUCCCAGAAGGGAUUGGCCGCCCCCCUCCUUCCCUCGUCCUGAUUGGUUCCCUGGAGUUCGACGGCCAGCAGCUGCUGAUGCCUCCACCCUCUCUGCUGUACAUUCAGAUGUUAGUUACGCAGCGCCAGACUCAGGAUACACGUGGAGUGAGACGGACACACCUGAGAUGACAGCUCGGGAUCACAGGCCUGAUAUCUCAGAAUAUGAGCGCUGGUUUUAUAACUUUGGACCGUACCUGCCUCGUGCCACUGACUCAGAUGGCAACCGUAAAGUGCCAUUGGAUACCACCCAUACUAGAGUGGAGCCAGUGGAUGCAUGGAAGCCAGAAGCAAACCUUUAUGAAUCAGGCUUUAAUGUGAGAGAGCAAGAACCUGUACCCAGAACACCUGAGCCUGUGUCACAGGGAGACCCAAACUGUAAGGUGGACCUGGCCUUCCUGAUGGAUGGCAGCUGGAGCAUCGGGAAGAGGCGCUUUAAGAUCCAGAAGGACUUCCUGUCUGAGGUGGCUCAGGCCAUCAACGUGGGUGUAGCUGGACCCAUGAUGGGCAUCAUCCAAUAUGGGGAUGACCCGGUGACAGAGAUCAGUCUGAAGUCUUACUCCAGCUCCAGAGAGGUCAAGUCAGCCAUAGAUAAGGUUGUGCAGAAAGGAGGCCUCUCCAAUGUGGGAAAGGCCCUCACCUACAUCAACAAGCAGUACUUCAGCGACGCCAAUGGAAACCGAGGAGGGGCUCCUAACGUGGCCGUGGUGCUGGUGGACGGCUGGCCCACAGACAAGGUGGAGGAGGCGUCUCGGCUCGCUCGGGAGUCCGGCAUCAACAUAUUCUUCGUCACCAUCGAGGGCCCUGAUGACAACGAGAAGCAAAACCUGGUUGAGGCCAACUUUGUUGAUAAGGCUGUGUGUCGGACAAACGGCUUCUUCUCCCUGCCUGUGGCCAGCUGGUUUGCGCUGAGGAAGGCCGUGCAGCCCCUGGUGAAGAGAGUGUGUGACACCGACCGCCUGGUGUGCAGCAAAACCUGCCUGAACGCCAACGACAUCGCCUUCGUCAUCGACGGCUCCAGCAGCGUGGGAACCGGCAACUUCCGCACGGUGCUGCAGUUUGUGGCCAACGUCACGCGAGAGUUCGAGAUCUCUGACACGGACACGCGGGUCGGGGCCGUGCAGUACACCUACGAGCAGAGGCUGGAGUUUGCCUUCGGCCAGUACAACAACAAGGCCGAGCUGCUGAACGCCAUCAAACGCGUCAACUACUGGAGCGGCGGGACCAGCACCGGUGCUGCCAUCACCUACGCUGCAGAGCAGCUUUUCAGCAAAUCCAAACCCAACAAACGCAAGAUCAUGAUUGUCAUUACGGACGGGCGCUCCUACGAUGACGUCAGGGCACCUGCACUGGCUGUCCAUCGCCAAGGUGUCAUUGCCUACUCCAUCGGCAUUGCCUGGGCAGCCCAGGAUGAGCUGGAGUACAUCGCCACGGACCCCGACAAGGAGCACUCCUUCUUCGUGGACGAGUUCGACAACCUCUACAAAUUUGUGCCCAAGAUCAUCCAAAACAUCUGCCAGGAGUUCAACUCCCAGCCCAGGAACUGAGGACGGACAGGUGGAGGACAGGUGUAGAGAGGGACAUCUUGAUCCUGGUCUUAACAGAACACUGACUGUAAAUUUGCUCACUCUGUUGCCCAGAUGGCGGAGCUGGAUUGGCUGCAGCGCCCCAUAUUUGAACAGGGAGGGGUUUUGAAUUUAGGUGAGGAUUUUGGGUUUGAACAAAACAAAUCUUAAAGUGAAUCAGCAUUCAGUCCCAAAUGUACAGAUGGUGCUAAUGGUAAACGGCUUGUAUACACAGUUACAUACUGACAUCUCUUCAUACUGUGGUGCAGGUUGUUCUCAGUUGGUGCCAUAAAGAGAACAGAGCAUCCCCAUUUAAUAACGGCACUAAUCAGUCAGCUUUUAUAAAGGGUUUAAAAGGUGUAAAUAAGGGUUUUAGUACUGUAAGUAAAUCCUUAACUAAUGCUUUAUAGAUAAGUUAUAAGCCAAUAAUCAGAACAACAUUUGGGUUGCCAGGUUGUGAAAUAUCCCCCUAGAUGGUGCUAAUCCUCUUCUGGCAUCAUUGCGCGUCAUGCAAACCUCUCUAAUGCAGCGUUUGUGAGCUGCAGAACAUCUGCACCAAAAUUCGCUCAUUAACAACCAGAUUUGAUGGAUUAGAUUUGUAACCACGAGCUUGUGAAAGCAAGUGACACGCAGGAGGAGCCAAAGGGACUUUGCACACCUUGGGAACCCAAAGAUUGUUCUUCAUUAAAGCGUUAGUAAACGAUUCAUUAACAUCAAUAAAGCCCUGGAGUGCAACUUACAUAACCGUAUUGAAAGUCGUCUUAUUAGGAGGUGGUACCAAAAUGAUUAACAAACAUUAAGCUACCUUACUGGGAUAUGGUGCCUGCAGAGAAAUGUAGAUUUAAAGCAUGCCUAGCACUUCCUCUUAUGGCUUAACAUACUUCAUAAACUUAAUAACAUGGUGCUUUUUAUACAAUUCUCUGUAAAGAGGAUAUACUGUCAUAGAAUUGGUGCAUUUUGAUCUUCUUAAUAGGAGAGAUUUGAUUGUAGGGACAUUGUUAAAGUUCCUCUCAAAGACUAUGGUGCUGAUAUUGAGUGGUAGUUGAAAUGAGGCUUAUGCGCGACAAAGCGGGUGUGAAAGGCAAAUCAGCAACAUGGAGGAAAGAAGUGGACUUGCGUGAGAAGCGAGGAGAGAGGAGCUUUUGUGUCUGAGAGCGAUGGCAGGUCAUGAGUUUGCUUCUCUGGAUUGAAAGCAACCGAUCUCAUCACUCUUGUUUUCUAAUAGUGUGGUCGCUUCUAACAUUGCAGGCAUUUCUGUUUUGUUGAAAGAGUAUUUAUGAUUUUCUCCCUGUUAUGUCCUGUUUGUACAUAUGCAUAUUAAAAGCCUUUCGCUAAUAAUGUUCAGAUAAUUGAUCAAUAUUUUUUUUUUUGCAAUUUUUAAUAAAAUAAAGAAAAUGAAGAGAA